AUGGCUGCAGAGAACCGCGUGGAAAGUCUCCAGGAGGAAGCGACAUGUCCCAUCUGUCUGGAGUAUUUCACAGAACCUGUCACUCUGGAAUGUGGGCACAAUUUCUGCCGAACCUGCAUCAGCCAGUGCUGGGAAGGAUCCAAUACAGCCACCUCCUGCCCUCAGUGCAGAGAAACUGUGCAACGGAGAAACCUCAGGACAAACAGGCAGCUGGCAAAUGUUGUAGAAAUAGCCAAACGGCUGAGUUUACAGGCAGCAAAAGGAGCAGAAGGGGACGGGGUGUGUGAGAGACACCAGGAGGCUCUGAAACUGUUCUGUGAAGAUGAUCAAACCCCCAUCUGUGUGAUCUGCAGAGAGUCGCAGACUCACAGAGCUCACACGGUGGUUCCCACAGAGGAGGCUGCCCAGGAGUACAAGGAAAAAAUCCAGGCCCAUUUGAAGGCUCUUAGGGAAGAGCGAGAAAAGCUGCUGGGUUUGAAAGUGACUGGAGAGGGGAAAAGCCAGGAGUAUCUGAAACAAACACAAACUGAGAGGCAGAAGAUUGUGUCUGAAUUUCAGCCACUGUGGCAGUUCCUGGAGGAACAAGAGCGACUCCUGCUGGCCCAGCUGGAGAAGCUGGACGAGGAGAUUGUGAGGAUCCAGAAUGAAAAUGUCAGUAAACUCUCUGAGCAGAUUUCCCAUCUCAGUGAGCUGAUCAGUGAGAUGGAGGGGAAGUGUCAGAAGCCAGCGAGUGAAUUCCUGCAGGGUAUCAGAAGCAUCCUGAGCAGGUGUGAGAAGGGGAAGUUCCAGGAGCCAGAGGAGAUUUCUCCUGAACUGGAAGAACACUCUGCCGUCUGCACUGGAGACAAAAAGAGGGCACACAGACAGGCGAAUGUGACUCUGGAUCCAGACACGGCUCAUCCCCAACUCGUCCUGUCUGGGGAUCAGAAAAGCGUGAGAUGGGGCCACACACGGCAGGAUCUGCCCAACAACCCUGAGAGAUUUGACCCUGAGCCUUGUGUGCUGGGCUCUGAGGGAUUCACCUCGGGGAGACAUUGCUGGGAAGUGGUGGUGGGGGAUGGACGAUACUGGGCUGUGGCGGUGGCCAGAGAGUCUGUGAGCAGGAAGGGAGGGAUCAGCCAUAGCCCUGAGGGGGGGAUCUGGACUGUGGAACCGGACUGGAGUCAGUUCCGGGCUCUCACCUCCCCUGCAACCCUCCUGCCCUUGAGCCGGGUCCCCAGCAGGAUCCGGGUUUGUCUGGACUGUUACCAAGGGCAGGUGACAUUUAUCGAUGCUGGUGACGAGGCCCCGAUCUUCACUUUCCCGCUGGGCUCUGUCCCUGGGGAGAGAAUCCGACCCUGGCUCUGGGCAUGGAGAUCCCGGCUCAGCCUGUGUCCCUGA
Molecule: messenger RNA, 1380 nt
Organism: Gopherus flavomarginatus (Mexican gopher tortoise)
Lineage: Eukaryota; Metazoa; Chordata; Testudines; Testudinidae
Product: zinc finger protein RFP-like
Exons: 7
Coding region: 1-1380 (459 amino acids)
Molecular function (GO): zinc ion binding; protein binding
Source: RefSeq, a predicted model, not a curated record